AUGGAGGAGAAAAGCUUGCUGCUGAACGUGCACAGCAAUCUGGAACCACCGAAACCGGACGGAAACACGUUUCUGAUGCGCGGCAACUACCACUACUAUCAUUACGGGUGUGACGGAUUCCAGGAUAUGGGUUGGGGUUGCGGUUACCGUACGCUUCAAUCGAUCUGCUCCUGGAUCAUCCAGAACGGUCCACCGAAGACGGCCUCGUCCGAUGAGGUACCCAACAUUCCCACCAUCCAACAGAAGCUGGUCGAGAUCAAGGACAAACCGGAGCGCUUCUUCGGUUCGCGCGAGUGGAUCGGCACGCUGGAGGCGAUCUACGUCAUCGACACGCUGUACGACGUGUCCUGCAAGGUGCUACACAUCGCGCGCAGCGACAGCAUCGCCAAGCACGCGGACACGCUGCGCGACUAUUUCGAGCAGUACGGUGGGUUGAUCAUGAUGGGCGGCGAUAUGGAUGCGGCCUCCAAGGGUAUUGCCGGCAUACACGUGAGCGUCGACCAGGACGUGUACCUGCUCGUGGUGGAUCCACAUUUUGUCGGCCGCAUCAAGACGAAGGAGGAGCUGUACACGAAACAGUACGUCAAGUGGCAGAAGGUGGAAGACUUUGUCGACAGUUCGUUCUACAACCUGUGCCUGCCGAUGUUGAAGAGCCGCGAACUGGCAGCGUAA
Messenger RNA from Anopheles marshallii, 672 nucleotides. RefSeq names its product probable Ufm1-specific protease 1 (gene Ufsp1). Lineage: Eukaryota; Metazoa; Arthropoda; Insecta; Diptera; Culicidae. The transcript is spliced from 2 exons. The record is from RefSeq and is a predicted model, not a curated record. The coding region runs from base 1 to 672 and encodes 223 amino acids.